AUGAGCGCACGCCUGUCACCGUUCAUCAAGAAGCACGGGCCUGAGGGUGGCUCCCCCGAGGUGAAGGUGCAGGGAGUGGACUCGGACGGUCGGCCGACUACACACACCUUCCAGCUGCACGAGGACCCAUGCGAAGAUUACCCAACACUUGGAAGUCAUGACGCGUGCGUGGAUCUCUGCACCACGUUCGCCGAAACGCUCGUGCGAAACCUCACCAACAGGUUCAAAGACCUGGACUCCCUUGUGGGAGUCAGGCUCUUCAUGCCAGACGAGUGGGAGCUUGGGAGGGCGGAGCGCCACAAACAAUGUCUCGAGUGGCUCAUGUCACUCGUGUCGCUGUUCAGGGCACAGGAGACGGACUACAUCCUUCCAGGGAUCGACAAGCGGCAGGCGAUCAAGGAACUGCGUACCUUCUGCCCCAUCCUCGCAGACUAUGAUGAAGUGGUGCAGAUAUGGCGCAGCUACAAGAAGCGCCGCCCAUUUGGCAAUGUGGCAGCACCACCAGCAGGAGAGGGGGAGGGCAGUGGCAAGGGAAAGGAGGCAGAUGAGGAGUGGGAAGAAGCAGAGGCUAAGGGGAGUGACAGUGAGGACGACGCCCGGCCCCUCCCACUGUCGCGCCCUCCCCCUGCCCGUCGCGUCGCCCCCCCCUCCCCUUCCCCUGCCCGUCGCGUCGCCUCCUCUCCCCCUGCCCGUCGCGUCGCCUCCCCUUCCCCUGCCCGUCGCGUCGCCUCCCUUCCCCCUGCCCGUCGCGUCGCCUCCCCUCCUCCUGCCCGUCGCGUUCGCCUCCCCUUCCCCUGCCUGUCGCGUCGCCUCCCUUCCCCCUGCCCGUCGCGUCGCCUCCCCUCCUCCUGCCCGUCGCAUUCGCCUCCCCUUCCCCUGCCCGUCGCGUUGCCUCCCCUCCUCCUGCCCGUCGCGUUCGCCUCCCCUUCCCCUGCCCGUCGCGUCGCCUCCCUUUCCCCUGCCCGUCGCGUCGCCCUCCCAUCCCCGCCCCUGUCCUACCGUCGCGCCCUCCUCCCCGCCCCUUCUCACCGUCGCGCCCUCCUCCCCACCCCUUCCUACCGUCACGCACCCUCCUCCCCGCCCUCUCCUAACGUCGUGCGCCCUCCCCCCGAGCCUACCGUGCCCUCGCCCUCACCUAGGCUCACGCCUCCGCGUUAG
This is a messenger RNA of Closterium sp. Naga37s-1, 1158 nucleotides long. The record is from the annotation of a GenBank genome assembly. NCBI's taxonomy places the organism in Eukaryota, Viridiplantae, Streptophyta, Zygnematophyceae, Desmidiales, Closteriaceae.